This is a messenger RNA of Dracunculus medinensis (Guinea worm), 405 nucleotides long. NCBI's taxonomy places the organism in Eukaryota, Metazoa, Nematoda, Chromadorea, Rhabditida, Dracunculidae. The record is from the annotation of a GenBank genome assembly.
AUGAUUUAUUUACAAGAAAUCGGCUUGGAGAGAAUGUCAUUACAAGAUUUGCAUUAUGCAAUGAAAAUGCUUGCUCCUGAAUUCAUAGCAUUUAUCGCAGGAAUAUUUUUUCUUGUCAAGAUAGCUGCAUUCGAUGCAAAGAUAGAUGAGAAGAAUUCUGCAAAAUUCAGCUCAGAUCAAGAACCAGAGGAGAAAUGUGAUGAAGUCAAUCAUCCAAAGCUGCAUAAUCAUUUCAAUAAAUUCAUAUAUAACGCAAAUAAUAUCGUUUUAUGCAUAGGUCUAGCUAUCGCUGGAGCUAUUCAUCCUUCAGCUGUAAGAACUAUUCGUCAAUUUAAGAUUUUCUCAAAAAUAUUGUCGUAUUUUCAUCGAAAAUUUGAAUUGAAAUAUCUGAAAAAAGCUAUAUAA